AAAAAAAAGAAUGUAUACAGAGACACUCACUCGCGCACACACAGGAGGGUUGGUUUCACAUGUUAAUUACAAUGUGCUAGUCACACCUACAUUUGAAUCAUAUCUGUGUGUGUGUGUGUGUGUUUAUUUGGAGUCACCAGCCAAUAGUGAAAUGGUAACUGGUGGGAAGUCACUCAACUAAUAUUCUUUUCUUGUUUACAGUCACUAAAGUUAAUUUAUAGGAAAGUCACAACAAUAAGUUUAAGCUGUGAGCUGGAUCUAGAUGCAACGGACUAUCUAACGUUUUGACACUCAUUUUCUUUUUACAUUUGGGUAUUAUCUUAGAACACUUUCGUUUGUUAUUUGUCCUGACUAUAUUCCUCAAACAUGAUUGAUGACAGUUACGUGAGUGGAACUGUGGAAGAUUUAACAACUUUAUCCAAGUUGGACGAAAAUAUAUUACUGCAAGAAUUAAAAGCUCGCUAUGAGAAACAACUAAUUUAUACAUACAUUGGUGAUGUUCUCAUUGCCAUCAACCCAUUCUGUAAAACUGAACUAUACGACAAAGAUUUUGUCAAGAAAUAUUGCUUUGCCAAAAAGUCAGAAAAUCCUCCACAUAUCUUUGCAAUAGCUGAUACUGCCUACCAGAAUAUGGUUGCGAACAACUUAUGCUCAUCUGACAAGCAAUGCAUCCUUAUAAGCGGAGAAAGUGGUGCAGGCAAAACCGAAAGCACCAAACUAAUCAUAAAACAGUUGAUGACUUUGUGCAACAGUCGCAGCCAUUUGGAGCAGCAGAUCAUUCAGGUGAACCCUUUACUUGAAAGUUUUGGAAAUGCCCAAACCCUUAUGAAUGACAAUUCAAGCCGCUUUGGAAAAUAUAUUCAACUGAAAUUUAUUGAUGGACAAGUUAAAGGUGGAAAAAUUUCUGAAUAUUUACUUGAGAAAUCUCGAGUAGUUUUCCAGAACAAAGGAGAAUUGAAUUUUCAUAUAUUUUAUUACAUUUUUGCUGGUUUAUCAGAAGAAAAGAAAGAAAAAUUACUGCUCAAAAAUUGUGACUCAUUUAGGUAUGCAGAAAACUGUAUGGCAGUUGUUAAUGCUGACUUGGCAAACCAGAAAGAAAAAUACAGCCUUUUAUGUGAUGCAAUGGACUGGGUUGGUUUUACAGAUGAGGAACAAUUCAAUAUCUUCCGAGCCAUCUCCUCAGUUUUGUAUAUUGGAAACGUUACGUUUAAGGUCGAAGGAAGUGAAGACUUGACUGUUGUGGACAAUGAAAAUGUACUCAAGUCUAUUUCAACUUUGCUGGAAAUCAAUGCUGCGGAAUUGAAGAAGGCUUUAACUUCCAUGACAGUGACUGCAGCAAAUGAGAUUAUUGAGAGGAAUUACACGAUAGGAAAAGCAGAAGAUUCUCGUGAUGCAAUGGCAAAAGUGAUAUACAGUCGCUUGUUUAGCUGGAUCGUCUUCAAAGUCAAUACAUUAAUAAACUUAGAAGAUUCAACUGAAAAAGAUAUCAAAGAAAUUGGGAUUUUGGACAUAUUUGGUUUUGAGCACUUUGAAAAUAACAGCUUUGAGCAAGCAUGUAUCAAUUUAGCCAAUGAACAGUUACAGUUUUUCUUCAAUAAAUAUGUUUUCCAAUUAGAACAAGAAGAAUACAACAAGGAAGGGAUAGACUGGAAAGAGAUUAAGUUUGUUGACAACCAACCCUUACUGAAUUUGUUUAUGGAGAAACCUGGGCUUCUUUCCAUUUUGGAUGAUGAAACUCAGUUUCCUAAAGCAACAGAUGCUACAUAUGUUCAAAAACUGAAUAAAAGCUUCAAAAGCAAUGUUUACUUUGUGAUAAGCCAAGGAUUUACUGACAAACAGUUCACCAUCAAACAUUAUGCUGCACAGGUCACUUACAACAGUGAUAAUUGGCUAGAGAAGAACAGAGAUACACAACCUGCUGAAAUCUUAAACAUCUUGAGAAAUAGCAACAACACGUUAAUUAAAAUGCUGUUUUCAGGUCACAUAAAACGAACUGGAACUUUCGAUCCUCAAGAGUCUGCCAUGUUUACAAAAGAUCUGAAUUUAAAGGAGACUCACAAUUUGGAUAAAGCACGGAAGCUAACUGUUGGUGCUCAGUUCAAGAAUUCUUUGGUUGUUUUAAUGGAAAGGAUGAGUAUUUCUGUUCCAAUUUUCAUCCGAUGCUUGAAGCCAAAUCACAAGAGGAAACCAAACAUUUUUAAUGAGAAAUACAUUCUAACACAGUUACAAUAUACAGGAGUUCUGGAAACUACCAAAAUCCGGCGAGAUGGCUUUGCUGUGCGACCUACCUUCCCAGAAUUUGUUGGCAAAUACAGUAUACUGAUUGCUGAUUUGAGUCUGCCAAACACUAAAGCAAGCUGCCUGAAGAUAUUGAAAAAAUGUAAAAUAGAGGGUUUCCAAGUAGGAAAAACUCGAGUAUUCUUGAAAUAUGUACAUGUAGGACAGCUGGAUGAUGAAAUGAAUACUGUUAAUGCAGCUGCAAUCCAGGUACAACGAGUGGCUCGAGGUUUUGUGGCACGAAGACAAUAUAAGGAUCUCCAAGAAAAGAAGAGAAAGUACCAAAUGGAACUGGAUGCACUUGCUAAAUCAGUUACAGAUCAUGGGGAGAAUGUCUACGAAGAAGUACAAGCAAGCAACAAAUAUAACAAAUACGACAGAAAUAAUCAUCCAGAAAAAUACCAUGUAGUUGAAGCUGAGAAGCCAGCCAAGCCAGAGCCAUCGGAGGAAGACCUUAAGUCAAGCCGACGUGACGCUCACACCUCAUCUUUGAAAUCAGUUGAUUGGUUUGUCAAAACUCAGGUGGAUGAAGUGAAAAACACUUCAGGAGAUUUCGCAGCUUGGUUUCAUGGCAUUAUAAGUCGCAGAAAAGCAGAAGAACUAUUAGAGCAUUGUUGUCUUGGAGCUUUUCUCGUGAGAGUCAGUGAAAGUCGAUUUGGUUACUCCUUAUCAAUCAGAGAUAAAACUCAGUUCCGGCAUUAUAUGAUUGAUUAUCUACCCAAUGGAAAAUAUGUUGUUAUAGGAGAGCCAAAACCUCAUAGAACAUUGUAUGACUUAAUUAAGUAUCACCAAAAGAACAAAAUCUCCAACUGGGAUUAUUUGCUGACUGAACCUUGUAGAAGGGAGUUUCCUUGUUCAUCCUGUGAUGACAUCCUUUAUGACUAUGUUGGCUAUUUGGAAAUGGAGAAAUUGAAAGAAUCUGUAAAAGGUACUCCACCAAGGCUUCCAAACCGGAGAUAUAAGCCAAAACCAGUAGAAGCCGGAAAAGGGAAAGAUACUGCUUCCAGAAGGACAUCAAAGGACAGUUCACUGCAGACUUCAAAACUAGAAAAAUUGAAAAAGGGAUUUAGAGGACUCUUGGAAUAGAUUAAAUUUACUCACAAGUUAGUUUUGAGAGCAAGAACAAACUUCACCUGACCAUCAAUAAUCAAUAUGGAUGAUACAAAGAUAUUUUAAUUCCAUAUGACCUAAUUAAGUGUUGACAAAAUCAUGGCAUUUUACUUGAAACAAUAUUCUAUUCCACUAAUUCAGUUAUGUUAAUCAGAAGAGUGUGUGACAUUUUCCUUCAUUUUUAUCAAAUUUUAUUCAAUAAAAGUACAUUUAAUA
This is a messenger RNA of Octopus sinensis (East Asian common octopus), 3603 nucleotides long. Its product is annotated as myosin-IIIb-like. Gene Ontology annotation, cellular component: myosin complex. Gene Ontology annotation, molecular function: protein binding; ATP binding; cytoskeletal motor activity. The record is from RefSeq and is a predicted model, not a curated record. NCBI's taxonomy places the organism in Eukaryota, Metazoa, Mollusca, Cephalopoda, Octopoda, Octopodidae. The coding region runs from base 367 to 3363 and encodes 998 amino acids. The transcript has 31 exons.